Molecule: messenger RNA, 1230 nt
Organism: Selaginella moellendorffii
Lineage: Eukaryota; Viridiplantae; Streptophyta; Lycopodiopsida; Selaginellales; Selaginellaceae
Product: pentatricopeptide repeat-containing protein At2g35030, mitochondrial-like
Exons: 2
Coding region: 1-1230 (409 amino acids)
Molecular function (GO): protein binding
Source: RefSeq, a predicted model, not a curated record
AUGAGGUUUCCAGUAGCAGCCUAUAAUGGAUCUCGUCCUAGCUUGGAGGUAGAUCUCUUUGUUGCAAACAAGCUCAUUGACAUGUAUGGAAGGUGUGGAAGCAUAGGGGAUGCACUGUCGGUCUUUCAAAGCCUCAAAGAACGGGACUUCUUCUCCUGGCACUUUCUGCUCUACGGGUAUAUCCACAACGGGUAUAUAGAGGAGGCUAAACUCCUUUUUACUCGAAUGCCAUACAGGGACAUUGUCUCCUGGACUGCUAUGUUAGCUGCGUAUGCCAAGAGCAACCGUUUGGAGGAAGCCAAGGAGGUCUUUGACAUGAUGCCCCUGAGAAAUCUCUUCUCUUGGACGUCGAUGCUGGUUGCGUAUGCCCGGAAUGGGCAUUUGCUUGACGCAAAACUUAUGUUUCUCGAGUCCCCUGAGACCGACAUGGUAUCUUGGACAGCGUUGCUCACGGCGUACGCGCAAAAUGGCUCUGUUAAGAGCGCCAUAAAAGUUUUUGAAGAGAUGCCCGAACACGACAUUGUUGCUUGGAACGCUAUCCUAGCUGCCUGUGCCCAAAACGGGCAUAUAGAACUGGCUCUAGCAACUUUCUCCAGAAUGCCUGAGAGGAGUUUGACCUCGUGGAACACAAUGCUGGCAGAAGGACCACAGCUGCAUUCGUCUGACCAAGUAUCUCAACUCUUCAAGGAAAUGCCAGAGACUAACCUUGUCUCCUGGACUUCUUUGCUAGCAGCUCACGCUCGGGACGGGCAUCUGGAGUUAUCAAAGUGUACCUUUGACUCCAUGCCUGAGUGGAGCACUGUGACCUGGAACGCACUUCUUUCGGUUUACAGCCGUGGAGAUUCGACAGAGCAGACCGACAGCUUGUUUCGCAGAAUACCAGAACCGGAUCUCGUCUCUUGGAACGCACUCUUGGCAUCAUACGCUCGAAACAGCCACGUUUCUAAUGUGAUCGUCGUCUUCCACCAAAUGCCGGCUCGAAACAUUAUCUCAUGGACUACGGCUUUGGGUGCCUUGAUCCAAGACGGGAACCUGGAACUUGCUUCGAGGAUGCUAGACCAAAUGCCCGAGACCGAUCUCAUCUCAGUCAGCCAGCUUCUCUCUGCUUAUGCUGUAAACGGACAUAUGCUUGAGGCAUUUCAGAUGUUCUUCGCAGCAAACCUCGUCUAUGCUAUCGACCAAGCUUGCUUUGUUUCGUUCCUGAUCGCGUGCAGCCACUCGAUCUUCUAG